UUGGAUGAUUGUAGAAAAUAAUUUUUUGAUCUUUAGCUUCUUGCCAUUUUUUAUGUUAUCUCAGCUCUUUUUGUUGACUGUAACUGCCUGUUUGAUUGCUGAGAAAAACUCAGGAAAAUUAGGAGAAAAAUUAACAUGAGAAUUUCUUUCUUUCUUUUUUGAAGUUUUGAUUCUCAUACUAAUGAAAGAUUAAAAAUCUUUUAUUUUUAAGCAAGUAAAAAGGGUUACUUUUUUUCUCCUCUGAUUAGUUACUUGACUGGAUUAAUUUCGGGUAGUCAUAUUGAGACAAUGACCAGGGUAACCCGUGAUUUUGGAGAUACUAUGCAAAAAGAUGCUGUCCCAGCUGUAUCAGCUGAUGUUGCAUUUGCUUCUAGUCGGUUUCCUAAUUACAAAAUUGGAGCUAACAAUCAGAUUGUGGAUGCAAAAGAUAGCCCAAAAGUAUUGUCCAUGAAGGAGGUUGUGGCACGCGAGACUACUUUACUUUUGGAACAGCAGAAACGCCUCUCUGUCCGUGACCUUGCCAAUAAAUUUGAAAAGGGAUUGGCUGCUGCUGCCAAGUUGUCAGAAGAGGCUAGGCUCAGAGAGGCAGCUUCAUUAGAGAAACAUGUUCUAUUGAAGAAGCUUAGGGAUGCGCUAGAAUCAUUAAAAGGACGAGUGGCUGGUAGAAACAAGGAUGAUGUGGAAGAGGCUAUUGCCAUGGUGGAAGCGUUAGCAGUUCAGCUGACUCAGAGGGAAGGAGAGUUGAUUCAAGAAAAAGCAGAAGUAAAGAAGCUAGCAAAUUUUCUCAAGCAGGCUUCAGAGGAUGCCAAGAAACUUGUCGACGGGGAAAGAGCUUAUGCUCGUGCUGAAAUUGAGAGUGCAAGAGCAGCAGUACAGAGGGUGGAAGAAGCGAUUCUGGAACAUGAACGAAUGUCUCGAGCUUCUGGAAAGCAGGACUUGGAAGAAUUAAUGAAGGAGGUUCAAGAGGCUAGAAGGAUCAAAAUGUUGCAUCAGCCAAGUAAGGUUAUGGACAUGGAACAUGAGAUACGUGCAUUGAGGAUUCAACUUGCUGAGAAGUCUAAACGUUCUCUGCUGCUUCAAAAGGAGCUGGCAAGGAGCAGGCGAGCGGAGCAGAGCAUAUUUCAAUUAUUUGAAUUGGAUGGCACUGAAGCUUUAGGUUCGUGUUUGCGGAUCAAUCCUUGCUCUGAUAAUGCUCCAGAACUUUCAAAAUGUUCCAUUCAGUGGUAUCGUCUAUCAUCUGAUGGUGGAAAAAAGGAGCUUAUAUCAGGAGCUACCAAACCAGUUUAUGCUCCAGAGCCUUUUGAUGUUGGGCGAGUCUUGCAAGCUGAAAUUAUUUCUGAUGGCCAACAAUUUUCUUUGAGCACUACUUGUCCCAUUGAUCCUGCUGCUGGUCUGGGAAGUUAUGUGGAGGCACUUGUGCGAAAACAUGAUGUUGAAUUCAAUGUCAUUGUUACCCAGUCAAAUGGGGCAGAUCAUCCAUCAGAAUCUAUUCAUGUGCUUCAUGUCGGAAAGAUGAGGAUGAAGCUUCGCAAAGGGAAGUCGACAAUUGCUAAAGAGUACUACUCUACUUCAAUGCAGCUGUGUGGAGUUAGAGGAGGUGGGAAUGCUGCAGCUCAAGCAUUGUUUUGGCAAGCAAAGACAGGGCUUUCCUUCGUAUUAGCAUUUGAAUCUGCAAGAGAGAGGAAUGCAGCCAUAAUGCUUGCAAGAAGGUUUGCUUUUGAUUGCAAUAUUAUGCUUGCCGGGCCAGAUGACAGAGCUCGUUUAGGAUCGUAAACCAACCUCCAUUAGUCUUCUGUUUCACUAGUUGUAAUUAAGUUGAGUUUACAAAUGUACCGUAGGUUUGUAAUAGUAGGAAUUGGCAUGCAUGAUUGUGUUAUGGGCUUCCACCGUUCUUUUUUCUUUUUCAUUCGUAAAUUUUUCCGAGGCAUUGUUUUUUUAUUGUGCCUUCGUGUAGUGGAGAUGGAUUGUAGCCGUCUCAAAUCUCUUAAACAUAACUGCUGGUGUUGAAUGGUUUUUUGUAUGAUGGCUGCGCAAUUGGUUAUUGUUUUAAGAGGUGUGCUAUAUUUCGUCCAGAA
Messenger RNA from Populus euphratica (Euphrates poplar), 2075 nucleotides. RefSeq lists its product as uncharacterized. Gene Ontology annotation, biological process: actin filament organization; regulation of stomatal movement. The coding region runs from base 289 to 1773 and encodes 494 amino acids. The transcript is spliced from 13 exons. Lineage: Eukaryota; Viridiplantae; Streptophyta; Magnoliopsida; Malpighiales; Salicaceae. Gene Ontology annotation, molecular function: actin binding. The record is from RefSeq and is a predicted model, not a curated record.